Molecule: messenger RNA, 2025 nt
Organism: Rodentolepis nana
Lineage: Eukaryota; Metazoa; Platyhelminthes; Cestoda; Cyclophyllidea; Hymenolepididae
Source: the annotation of a GenBank genome assembly
AUGGUGGAACAGACUGUCACUUCCGAAGACAUAAUUGCAUUCAUGAACCCACUUUUGUCAGCAAAUGAUCAAUUUGUUGCGAAAAAUUAUUUCAACUUUAUUACUCGUGCUUUGCCUACGCCAGACGAUAAGAAUGAAAUAGCGUUUGCGGAGACAGACUUCUGUUAUACUAUUGCAUUCUUGAUGGCACUUGAGCGCCGUUUAAAAGGUAGAUUUGAAAUAAUUUGCACUGAGAGUCAUUUGCUUCUUAAAUUAACUGCUAAGUUCUUGACAAUAGAUAAUGGAGGAACAUUUCUCGGUUUACCAAAUAAAAGAGAGGAGGUUGUUAUAAAAAAUGGCAAGUCUGAUAUUAUAGCUAAAAAGUACCUCCAAUUGAGUCAAAAAUAUUGCGACAAAAAGGAGUUUGAGAAGGCACUUAGAGCAGUCAAUAAAGCCUACUUCAGUGCAUUUUCAGAGGAUGCUAAAUUUGAUUCUCUAUCCAAGAGGUGUUACUUUCUCCUGCAACUAGACUAUUAUGCCGAAUUUCUGCAGGACGCAGUCAGUUGUCUUGAGGCAAAUACUUCCAUCACAAAGAAGAAAGUUAUUUAUUUGCUGUUAUCUAAGUUCUACAAUCAGUUUGAUAACCCGGAAAAAAGCAAAUUCUAUUUAGAAAAAGCAUAUAAAACUGAGAUGAAGGAGGAAGAACGAAAGGAUGAUGUGGAGACGUUGAGGGGGGAAAUUGAUAAACCUUCCCACUAUGGAGUAAAGUGGAAGUGCAUCCAUCCUGAACCUCCAGAAUCCCUGCUCAAAUUUAGUGAACCUACAUCAGAAAAGACAAAACGGGACAUCCAUAGAAUCAGAGAAGAUAUGGCAUCUAAAAAAGUAAAUUUGCUCCGAGUAACAGAUACCGAAUCUGACAAGGGUUGGGCAGUAAACGUUACAAAGAAAGUGCCUAUAGGAUCGAUUCUUUUAAAAGAAAAACCCUAUGCAUCUGUUUUGAGUUCCCAGUUUACCAGGUAUUGUUACUGCUGCUACAAGAGAUGUGUCAAUAUUCUCCCAUGUAAAGGAUGUGCCAUGGUUGGCUUCUGCAGCGAGAAGUGUGCUGAGGAUGCCAGUAACCCUAAUCUUCAUGGAAGUGGUGGACCAGGUCGACAUGUUUAUGAUUGUGGGGGGUUGCUGCCAUGCUUGCGAUUAGACCGCGUUGGAGAAAGUGAACCAGAAGUAGUUGAAAAGCUGCCAGUAACGCACUUGGCAUAUACCUGUGUUGCCAACACUCCACCAGAGGUUCUACUAGACUGCAUAUGCUCUUCUGGUCGAUAUAAGGUGGAAAUCCUUUUCCCUUUUUGUCUCUCCGGUUAUCCCAUGAAAUGGUUUGACGAAGCAGGAAAGGUCUUCUACAAGGAUCCCUCUGAGUUAGAAAAGCGACCGGAUAUUUUGCCGGCAAGCUGGGUUGCAGCCUGUAUGGUAUAUCAUUACAGGUCUGUGCGCUUUAAUGCUCAAAGGUACACGGAAUUACUGGAAUCCCCAACGUCAGGCCAGUCAUUUUACAAUUGGUUGGCCUUUUGUAUCUAUCCAACCAUUUCAUUCAUAAAUCACGAUUGCAAUCCCAAUGCUUGCUUAGCAUUUACAGCUAAUGGCGGUGCAUAUCUCUAUGCUUUACGACAAAUUGAGCCUGGAGAGGAGAUUUCCAUUUCAUAUGGAUAUUACUACUUCUCCCACUAUUCGACACCUUUUCGAAAAGAUACUCUCAAAGCACGCUACCUAUUUGACUGCAAAUGCACUGCAUGUUGUAACUGCGAACGUCGAGUUCUCACGCGAUUUCUAAGUGGGGCACAGUCCACAAAUCUUAGAAUGGCCAUCCAAUGGAAACUAGAGUAUGAGGACAGUGAGUGUGGGUGUGAGCGCUUGGACCUUGGUCUUUCCACAGGUGCCCUCUCAUCUCACACACGUCAGCCGCCAAAUGCCGCUGUCGCAGAAGAAUCCUCCUCCUCUUCCAGUACCUCUUGUCCACAUGCAAACCACGUCCUUUUCCCACCCAUCACCUGA